ACAGGAGAGGAAAUGUGUCUCAAGGGGAAAGGGGAGCACACAGCUUGAGGCACAGGAAAGACAAAGGUGGUCAUGAGUGCAGGGGAGAGUGGGGUGUGAGGAGGAUGCUCUCCCAAGCCACUCAGGGGACAGGAAGCCCUGCUCUGCUGCCUGUGCAUGGGCCCUCUGGACACUUCUGCCACAGUCUUGGAGAAACAGGAGCUAAAGCACCACUGCACCUGCCUGCCAUGGCUUUCUUCACCUCCCUCACAGUGCUCCAGACCCCCUCACCCACAGCACUUGGGGUGUCAUGUACUUUUGACACCCUAACUGGUAUUCUUGGACGAUUCCAGGGUUUGCCAUCCUCUUUUUCAGCCCUUGCUUCUCCAAGCACUGUGUUUUUGACUCCACACCACCUCUGCCCGACACUGACUUUGCCUUGCUGCCCUUGCAGCUGAGUUCACCUUGCAUCUCUAACAACUCAGGGAACAUAGGACAUCACUUUGGACAAACCCUGGAGCCAGCAGCAGACUUCUCUGGGAGACAGUGUGUCCUGCUUGCUGCAGAUCCUUUUGUGCAGACAUCAGCCCCUGUAACCCCUGUAAGAGCAUCACGAGGUCACUCAAUGCUUGGCACAGCUGCCCUUACAGACCCAAAGCCUCACAGUGGGACAAACACUUCUUGCUGCUAAACCUCCCUCACAGCUAAUCCCGAUGGCAGGCUCUGAGCCACCUCAGCUGAAGGUCACUUCUCCUCAGAGGAAAAUUCCAGUGUUUUUUGCCGAGCUCAGUGGCCAGGCUGAGGCGGCAGGAGCUGCACAGGAGGUGCCCUGGGCAGCUCUGAGCUGCACCAACAGCACCAUCUCUGGGAUUGCUGCUACAUCUCCAGCUCUUGGGAGCUGUGUUUCAGCAGUGGGAGCUGCUAGAGCACUGCUCUGGUGUCUCUGACCCUCUCAGAGUAAUGUCACCCCAGUAAUGUCACCUGUGGCUGCUUUGCUGGGAGAGCAUGGCUGUGAAAGGGCUGAUGUGGGAAGUAUUUCCUCAUUUCUCCUCCAGCUCUCCAGACUGACACACGAGCAGCUCUGACCCACCAUGCUGCCCUGGCACCCAGAUCUGGUCAGUUCCUUCAGAGUGAAUGCCCAGGUGUCCCUACAUGUCAUGGCUUGGGCAUGGGGCUCACCCAACUCCAGGCACUCUGCCACAAGAUAAUGUGGGGCUUUGCAAAUGACUGUGAUGAAGCUUGUGAACAAGGAUGAAAAUAUCCUGAAUGAGCUGAAAACACCACUGGUAUAGUGCACAACAGUGUGUAAUAACAGUGGAGCUCUUGGCUCUUUCCACCUCAUGGAGCUGCUGCAGGAUCUCGUGUUGGGCACAGUCUGUCACAAUGCUCUUGUUGACUGCACCAGGGUCAGUGUGAAUCCAGGCUGGAGCCUGCUUUUAUCCAGGAAUCUGGAGGAGAACCUCCACAGGAUGCUGCAGGGACCAUCUGGUGCAAACUGCUCUGCCUGGAGCCUGGCAGCCCCCCAUAUCAGGCUCGUGCUCCCAGACACAAGGACAAUUCCCAGCCGGGUGCAAACCCACAGCGUCUCAUGCUCAGACUGCAUUUCUCUCCCACCCACUAAUACAAGUCCUGUGGCUGGAUCAAAUGACUGACCAGACCCAAAUCCAAGACCUUAAACACUUAUUAAAAAUCCCAGUGCCUUUGUUUUUUUGUUUUGGAUGAAUUGCAGUGUUGGUCCCAGGAUCCCAGCCAAGCCCUGAGUCAAUCCUUGCUGCCUCUCCGGGUUGCUCCAGCAGUUUAAUUGGAUGCAGGAGCAGGCAGCUCCCUGGCAGGAUGAUCCUGAGUGCUGCGGCUCACCAGGCUCCUCCAGAUGCCUGGCACUGUGCCCUGUACCCCAAACACCAGCUAUUGAUGCCUUGGCCUGUGGCUUGUCCCCAUAAACACCCUCACACCCUCAGGAAUGGGUGUCCCAGCUGCUCCAGAGAGCAAAACAGGUCUGAACCUCCAGCCCCUCAUCUGCUUCCCAAUCACUGCUUUCACAUCAGCACAUCACUCUAUAGCUGGACACCAGGAUGUUGCCCCAGAUCUUUCCAAGAUGUUAUCUCCCUCUCAGGAUGGUUUUGCCCAGCUGUAUUCCUGGGAUGGAGGCAGGGGAUGGAGCAAACCCUUGUGCCAGCACUGCUGUCCUUCCCACCCCUUAUCUGACACAUGGACCAUCCAACAUGUCCAUUGUCAGCAGCAGAUGAAACAACACUUCCACAAAAUUCCACACAGCAAUUUAAACUGGGAGAUAUCCAUGAAGAUUCCUAGCCUUCAUGACCCAAAGGGACACUUAACAUCAUUGCCUUGUCAUCUGGUGUAAUUCAGUCCAGAAAACCUCACCCAAUAAUUUCAGUGUCAGCUCCAUAAUUUCCACUGGAGCUGUAUCUGGUGUCAAAGCUUUCCAGAGGCAAAGAUUCCAGCUUGGACACUUGGCUUUGAGAGGAACCACACGAAUACAAAAUAUAAUUGACUGCAAAGCCUUUUUUUACUGUAGGACCACAAGUGAUCCCCCAACACCCAGACCAGUCCUGCCCUCAGUGAUGACAAGGACAGCUCCAAAACAAACUGCUGCCUAACUUGCUCCUACCAACAAGAGAUUCAUUCUUCGUGAAUCCCAAGCCUCUGUAUAAACCAGGAAUAAAAAGAACAUCUUAGCAGAACUGUGUUUUUUAAAGCACUUUUACCAAACAUUUCCUGCUAGUGCUGUUCAAAUACUGGUCACUGUGGAGCAGGCAAAACAGCCUGAAGAGGGAAGCGUCUAAAAAUUAAAAAUAAAGUAAAAACAAUCAGACUCCAGUCUCUUUAGUAAACAUUUGGGAGGCAGGCUGAUCUGGUGGGCACUGUGGGGACUCUGAAGACCCUGGGUUUUUCCCAACUGUGCUGCUUAUUUACUGCAUAACUUGGAGCAAGCCACAUCAGCCCUCUGCUCCUUGGGUUUCCCCUGCAUUCAACAACAAUAAAAACACUCAGUGCCCUCCACACUGAACUGCUGCUAAAGGCUGUAAUGAAAAGGCUGGGAUUUGCACCACCAGUACCCAAAGUGGGUUAUACUGGGUGGGACUGGAGCAGAAGGUCAGGGCUGCAGGAGGGCAGAGUUCCUUGGAGGAGACCCUGCCCUGGACCUGUUCAGGGAGGAUCUUCACACUCCUCACCACCCUCUGGCUGUGCCACGCUGGAGGAUGAUGAUGGCAGGGCUUCAACUGCCAAACUAAAGCCUACAGAAACUGAGCUUUGCUGGACACAAUAUUGGCCUCAGGAAAAAAGCAGCAAAUUGACUGUGAAAUAAUAGGGAUUUUCAGACUUCAAAGAGGGCAUAAUGAACAACAGAAAGCAGACUGGCAGCCCAAGAGAAGUGUUCAGGGAUGUCUAAGAGGCCCUUUGAACCCCUCUCAGUGUAACAAGCUGGAUGGAUCUAAUUAUCCCUAAACCCAUGUCGAGUGUCUGUCUUGGAUAUCUCCACCAGGGUCAACCCCAGCCCUUCCCAUCACAGCUAGCUCCAAAUCAUUCUCCACUGAGCAACAACCUUCCCUCACUCAGCUGCUCACUGCCAAGAUCACCCUAUACUCUUCUGUCCCCUGGGGCAUGUAUCUCCUUGCUUUGGAGAUAUCCUGCUAUCCCAAACUGUAUUGGAAUAUUCCUGAACCUCCAGGUCAACUUUGCUGCUGCAAAAAACAACUUCUGAUCCCAUCCAGCCCGUGUCACACCAGGAUCUCAUUUCCUUCCCCAGCAACAGUACCAUCUUUGUGUCAAAAACAUCAGGACACAAACAAACAGGUCUUACAGGACAAAUCUCCAAGGCUACUCUAUUGACAUCUCUCCCCACCACGAGAGCUGCCAGACAGUCCCAGUUUGGAUGGGGCUUAAAACAGAUCCCAAAAAUAUGAGUGCCCAAAGCACCUUCUUUGUGCUGUGGCAUGCAAUGGCUUUGCCUCAGGAGGAGACCAAAAGGACACCCCAGUGUGCCCAGGCUGAGACUGCACUGGGAAUGAAUCUCCUGUUAUUGCCCACUGAGGACAAGCUGGUCUGCAGUUAAAGCAGCCUCUCUUCUCCCCAGGCCAAGCAGAAGCUUUGAGGCUUGGAAAUGUUUCCCCCUUCCAGCCAGCAGUGCAGAAGUGCUGCCCAGUGGCAACCAGCAGACACAUGGACAGUACUGGUGUAUCCACAGUAUGAUAAAAGGUCUUUGCUGUGCAAUUAACUCCAUCCUCCCUAGUGCUGAUGCCAAUGCAUUUGGGAAAAAUGAAAUUAAAAGGAAAAAGUGAGAGGAAAUGUACAAAGUGUCACAUGAAGGUAGAAAACCACUGUUUUGGGGUAUUGGGAUGAUCAAAGCUAUUGGAGAAGGAAACUCAGCAAAAAUCUAGGGGCAAAGGUAAAAUCCCUAUGGAUUUGGAGAGCUCAGCUCCCACCAAACACCUGGCUGGAAGUCCAGAAUCUUGUUGCUUCCAUGAGGUAUUUUAAAUGUUCUCACAGCCUAUUUCCACAGCUACACAAACCACCUCCUCAACAGGUCCUCCCCAAAAACAAGCUAGGGUGGGAUGGGGAGGCCAAGGACAAGCAGAGAUGGUGUCACCACAUGGAGCCCAUUUUCCAUUUUGGGAACAGAGGGAACUAAUGGCUGGGGAGCAUUUGGGAAAGUCAGAAGUCUUGCAUGGAUCAGCUCCACAAGGGAAGAAGGCUCUGCAAACCAGGACUGCCCUGGCCAGAGCAGUGGGAUGCUGGGGAACAUCUGAUGCCCUGCAGGGUGGACAUGGCAGGGCUGGGAGAGGCUGUAAGGGCUGGGUGAGCUCCACAGGAAAGGACAAGAGCCUCAUCCAGCAGCUGCUGGAAUCAGCAGAAGGGAAGGGUGGGUGGAUGACAGUGGGGAGCCAAACUGGCAGCAGAUGAAUGGAGGCCAUGCUACAGCGGAACAAAACCAUCAGAAGGAAGGAGGGUGGACCCACCAUCACCUCCUCCAGCUCAACAACUGCAGUAAUGGGGACCCUUCAAGAAUUUUAAAUAAAAAUAGCAAUUCAGGUGUGGACACAGAGCCCUGCAUGCUACUGCUGGGACAGGAAAGCCUCUGGGACUCCCCUCUGCCCACCCACCACUGCUCCUCCAACUCUGCCUGCAGCGUCCUCUGCUCCUGGGGCACUGCAGAACUUGCACCUUCUCUCACCCUGCUCCCAGCCCAGCACCCAGUGCCAGGGACUCAGCUCCAUAAGAGCUGGGGCACUCCAGGACACCCCCAGAAGCUGCCUGAGCCCCACCCUCAGCCAGAAUGAGGAGCUGUGCACCCCAAGGCCAGCUACACUACUGCCACUCCAAGAAGGUGAUUGCAAGUCUGCACUGUCACAGGAAACCAGAUCUGGAGCCCCUAAAAGCUACAAAAUCAGGCUUAAAAGAGCAAUGGGCUAUUUUAACUAUGGAGCUGACUUGAUAUGCCAGAACUGUUCAUACUUAUUAAAAUUAAGAUAAAACAUAGAAAAUACCAUCUCCAGUAUUGUACCAAACCAGUUCAGACCUGCAACAUCAAAGAAACACCCCAAAUCUAUAUUUAUACUUCUUCAAAAACUGCAUUUAUUUGCUUAGCCCACAAUGCCUCUGGGAGGGAGUCCAGCAUCUGCAAAUCACCAGGAAUGUUUGCAGAACUGUUAAUCAAUUAAGAAGGAGAGGGUGGCAGGAUAAUCCUGCCUCUUCUGCACUGUCCUUGCAGGGCUGGUCCCAGGGGAUGUGUGAGGUAGGAGCUGGCCAGGACCCAGGUGCCCAUGACCACAGCACAGGGACACUGACACUGCUCCAUUGUCACCUGCAGACUGCAAACCACCCACAGGUGGGACCCAGGCAGGCUUCUGAGGAUGGCUGGACAUUUGCUGGCCAGAUGAGGGCUGUAAAACCUGGCAUGGGGAGAGCAGAGCCAUCCAGCAAGCAGCUCAAAACACAAACAGCCAGGAGAGAGGUGCCAGCUGAGCAGAGCCCAAACAGCUCCCACCACAGGAAUGUGCUCACCGAGGCAGGAAAUCAAAAAAUACUGAGGGAAAGAACUUCCUUUUAUCCACCAUUUGUGCCUGGAGAAAUGGAGCUGAGGAGCAGACACCUUUUCCCUCUUGCCACUCCACUGUGGCACCAAUAACAACCUGGCAUCCACCUAAACUCUGCUGCAGGCUCAGGGCUGGUGGGGGACAGCUUCCCACCUCACAGCAGCAGGGUGGCAGCUGUGUCCCAGCAUUUUCACAAGGAAGCUCAGGUCUCACUGGUGCCCACAGCCACAGCACACACAUCCCUGCAGGGACAGAGUCUCUGUCCCCCCAGAUCUGCAAUCUCAGCCACCAAACAUAAAAGGGUAGAAGAUAGUGAAUUUUAUCCUGAGAGGAAGAAAGAAAAGGAGGUUUGAGCAGUUUAACCUUUGAAAAGGGUCUUGUUCCAGAAAUACACAUGGGUAGGAUGUAUUUAUGGAUGGGGUUUGCAAGGCCCUCACCAGCUUUUUGCUCCAACCUGACCCACACUGCCCAAAAUCUCUGCAGAAGCAGUAAGCUGUUAGAUGAUUUUUGUUUUGCAAGGGGAUGGGAAAUCCAAAUACCAGACUCUCAGGGAAGGAGCACAGAUUCAGUCCCCAGAUUCAGUGCCCAGCAGAAACAGGCAGAGUUUUAAAUAUCACCCACCAGUUGCUCUUGUACAGAAUAACAUAACUGCAGGAAUUGUUCAUCAAAUGAUUACAGUGAAAAUUAAAGUGGUUGAACCUGCUCAGAGAGAAAAAAUAAAAUCAAUUGCUAGAUAGAAAAUUAUACUUUAAAGGUGAUUUUUUGUCUUUUCCAAGCAUUCACCCAGCUCCCUGCCUGAGCUUUAUGAGCAGUGCACACUCAGGGGCACUCUGAGAAUCAUGGAACAGCAAACUGAAGAGGCAAAGAAGGAAAACACAGAAGGUUUUGUCUAUCUCCUGUUUCUCUGUCUCAAAGGUCCUGAUCAAAGCACUCAAAGAGCUUCUCCAGAGAGAAAAGCAUGUGCAUGACCACUGUGGUGCCAACUGAACCAGGCAUAAGCCAAAACACCAUCGUUUUGACCAGAGUUUUAAAUCCUACAUUAACCAGGAGAUCCCUCCACAGCAGGCUGGAGCUGCCAGGGUCAGAGCAUCUCUGCAGAGGUGAGAAGCUGGUGGUGCUGAGGUGAGGCUGGCACCUCAGGGCUCACAAACACCGACAGCCUGGCCUGACCUGGUUUGCACCGAGGUCCCACAUUACAUCACUGACGGCCACAAGCUCACAGAAGCACAUUCCCGGCCCAGAGGCUGUUUUCUCCCCCAGCUGAGCCCUGCAGUGCACACCCUGCUCGGCCUGACAGCUGCUGAGCAGAGCAGGCUGCCAGCCGCUUGCAUAACGCGGGCCGGAGCGCUCCUGGCGCCUGCUGACUCCUCCUGCAACAAUGGAAAAACCCAGAAAUCUCCCUGAAUGAGCCAGUCUGUGUCCUAAGUCAGCCCUUGGAUUUCCUCCCUUUCUGGAGCCCGUCUCGCCCCUGCACAGGCUCCGCUGGGGCUCUGCAGCCAGCCCCGAGCUCAACAAGCUCACAGUUAUGUGCUCGAGGCUCAGCUGCUUGCUGCAGCCAGGAACUGGCUGGAAAUCAGUUCAAAAUGUUCCAGUUCCAAACCCCAGCCCACAACCCCUGACUGCUCUCUUCACACUCACACAAGCAGGCACUGGGGCUUUUAACUGCUUUGCUUUAGCCCUCUUUAUUGGGAGAGCAGGGGACAUCUCUGGUGGUGUUAACUCACCUUUGCCACCCUUACCCCAAGGCAGAUGCCACUCCCAGAUCCAGCAGUGAUUUGUUUUGCUUUGCUACCUCUCCAUCCCUUUACCAAUGCCUCAAGAGGCACAGGCAUUGCCACUGGCCUCUACACCACUGCCUGGCAUUUCAUUUCCACCAGCCUAUGUCCCACCACUUCCCUGCAGGUCUGAUGCUGCCCCAUCCCUUGUUGGAAGGCACCAGGUGUCCUGACCAUGACCAUAUUAUCCUCAAUUGUUCAUAAGAAAAGACACAGUAGAAAUUAAGACUGUCUUUGUGCUCCCUUUCUUGGCCAGCUCUUCAAUGCAGCCUGGAUCUGGAAGUGUUCAACCAAAAUUUUGCAUUACAGGAGCAACUGCAGUGCUUUUGGCUUUGGGCAUGACCCCGUAGCACUCUCGCCUUCCCCAAUCCCUGUUUAGGCAAACUCCUCUUGAAUCAGUGAAAAAAGGCACCCCAGCCCCCCACCAGGACCCUUCCUUUCUGAGAAAGGACCAGGUGCUUCUCCCCAAACCACCUGAGGCUGAAUAGAACCCCAGAGCCUCUGGAAGCUCCAGCAGGAGGUGGCUGUGGAGCUCAGCAGUGCUCCCUGCUCUGCUGUUCAACCAGGACAGGUUGUUUUCCCCCCUCCAGAUGAACCUGGGCCCUGCUCAGGGGCUUCUCCACAGAGCAGGUCUGCAUUGGUUCUUCCUGAGUAUUUGCCUCCGAUUUUCCUCCAGAGAUGAAAACUGCCUCUGCACAUUGCUCAGCAGCAGGGCCAGGCAGGGCUGUGGACACUCCUCUGCCUGGUGCCAAGGGGUUAAGCUCACAGUAAGUUCCCAAAGCCAGUUGUUUCCAACUGGCUGCUGCCUGUGGUUUGUGGGAAGGGAUUUUGCUUUUUAAUAACAUUAUAAAUAGGGCUGUGUUCAGUAUGCUGCAAACCCGGUUACUCUCUCUCUCUUUCCCCCACCCAUCACUCUCCUCCUCCCGCUUCUCUUCCCACCACACUUAAUUCCAGAUCUGACCAUGAAUGGGUCAGGCUUCCUCCUCGGUGUCCUCAGCCUGCUGGCAUGCCUUGUCCCCACCAUGCAGGCAUGUCCCCCCAGCUGCCACUGCCACGGCGGCGAGCUGCAGCACGUCAUCUGCGACAACGCGGGGCUGAAGAGGAUCCCCAAGGUGCCUGAGCAGACACGGCUGCUCAACCUGCAGAGGAACAACUUCCCGGUGCUGCCCAGCAACGGCUUCCGAGAGAUGAAGCAGCUGGUGUCCCUGCACCUGCAGGGCUCCCGCAUCAGGGAGAUCUCCAGCGGAGCCUUCCGCGGGCUCCGCAGCCUGGUCUACCUCUACCUCACCGACAACCAGAUCAGCGUCAUCAAGCCAGGGGCCUUCAGCGAUCUCUCUGACCUCACCUACCUGUACCUGGACAAGAACAAGAUCCCAGAUCUUUCCAAAGGGCUCCUCUCCCCUCUUGUCAACCUCUUCAUCCUGCACUUGGGCAGCAAUAAAAUCCGGGAGCUGAAACCAGGGGUCUUCAGUGGGGCUAAAGAUCUGCGCUGGCUCUUCCUCUCUGACAACUCCCUCACCAACCUCCUGCCUGGGGCCAUGGAGGAUGUAGAGAACCUUGCUGUCCUCCACCUGGACAAGAACCAGCUCAGCAGCUACCCUGUGAAUGCAAUGAGUAAGCUGAGAGUGCUGGAGGAGCUGAAGCUUUCUCAUAACCCCAUUGAGGUCAUCCCUGACAACGCCUUCCAGUCCUUCGGGCGAUACCUGCAGACGCUCCACCUGGACAACAUGAAACUCAAGAAGUUUGCAGACAAUGCGUUUGCCGGUGUGACCGUGCUGAAAACCGCCCACCUGGAGAACAACCGGCUCACCCAGCUGCCCAGGAACUUCCCUUUCGACAAAAUGGAGACACUGACCAUCUCCAGAAACCCCUGGCACUGCAGCUGCCAGCUGGCACCUCUGCACAAGUGGCUGAAAGGCAACCGCACCCGCGCAGAGGACUCGUGCUCCACUCCAGCCCAGCUCCGGGGCCAGCCCAUCAGGGACAGCCCUGCCCUCCGUGCCUGCAGGCUGCCCACCAAGAGGUCCAGGAAGGGGAGCCGCCACUGAACGUGCUAGCAGGCUCCAGCAUGGCCCGUCCUGGUGACCGGUCACUUCAACCAUCAGAACUACUGACUUCUGAGUCCUUCCUCGAGCUUCUCCUGCCUUCAGGAAACACUUCUGACCUAUCUGAACACCUGCAGCCUCCUCCAAACCCCUGCUUCUCUGCUGAUCACAAGGAUGGAAUCCAUCUUCUCACUCUUUUCCAACAUCUAUGUAUUUUACAAGAGGCGUUUUUAAAAACCAAACCAUGCAUGACCACACUAAGACAAACCAAGCUAGAUCCUGCCAGUAGAAAACAUCUUUACCAGAAGAAACAAAACCCACACCCCUGAUCAACCAGCUGGGCGCUCUCUGUCCCAUUCCAGAGGAGAGGGAGCAAAUGGGAAGGCAGGAGCAUCCCUCCCCAGCUGCUUGACAAGGAAAACUGGCCCCAAGCCACACAAAGAGACUCCCCUGCCUUCCCACGAGGGGAUCCCUGCAGGCCAGGGCUCAGGGGACAGGUGAAGCAAGAUCUGGUGGCCCUGAGGCAGCAAGCUCCCAAAUUGGCCAGAAAUCCUGUAAGGGAAGCAGUACUGGGAGCCCCCAGACCUGGAGCCAGCUGAAACCUGGAUCCCCUCCCGCUCCGUGGGGUCACCACGAUGCCCAAGAGGGGAAGGUGGGCACGGUGCAGUUGGCUCAGGCACCCCUCCUCUCCUCCCCACCCACACUCCAGAGGAUCUAGCAGGACACCAGGAUGACUGUGGUUUAUUGUCACAGCUGUUACAAUGCCACAGUUGCAAUUCAACUAUGUUUUUUUAAUCCUAAGGAGUUAUAUAAAUAUAUGUCUAUUUAUUCCUCUGUAACAGUGUAAAUGACCUUUAAGAGGGUGAACACUCCUCUGCCUCCUAUAUAGAAAUUGAAUUGUAUAUUUUCUUAUGUACAUCUUCUGUAUAAAGCUCUUGCUGCAAAGAUGAAAUCAACAA
Messenger RNA from Oenanthe melanoleuca, 10814 nucleotides. It is a transcript of the gene CHAD, whose product is annotated as chondroadherin. Gene Ontology annotation, cellular component: extracellular matrix. NCBI's taxonomy places the organism in Eukaryota, Metazoa, Chordata, Aves, Passeriformes, Muscicapidae. The record is from RefSeq and is a predicted model, not a curated record. The coding region runs from base 8773 to 9858 and encodes 361 amino acids. Gene Ontology annotation, molecular function: protein binding. The transcript is spliced from 4 exons.